AUGAAAAGAAAACAUCAGAAUAGUAUAAGUUCAAAUGAUAGUGAUGCACUCCUCCAAAUUGCAAUGUCACUUGAUCAUCAUGAUGACAAUAUCAUUAAAGAUCCACAAACAAUAGUUCUCCCAUCAGGUAAAUCAAUUACGAAAGAACAACUUUUAUUGCAAGUUAUCGAUCUGCAUCCAAACAAUUCUGAUGCUUAUAUCAAGUUGGCACUAAUUCUUAAAGCUGAAAAUCGAUCUUCUAUCAUUCUUCUAUCUGGCCUUACAAUGACACCACAACAACUCUACUUGAAAGGAAUACAAUGCAAUCCUACCGAUCCAAACUCAUAUUUUUACCUUGAAUUUACACUUUCAAGAGGUGAAUCAAUAACACUUCUAAAUGGACAAUCAAUGACAAAACAGCAACUAUUAUUGAAAGCAAUAGAGUGUGACCCUACCUGUACUUCUUAUUAUUAUAGCCUUGGGGCUACACUUUCAAGAGGUGAAUCAAUCAUACUCAAUGAUGGAGAAUCAAUGACACUUCAGCAACUAUACUUGAAAGCAAUAGAAUGUGAUCCAACGUUUUCGCAUCCUUAUACAAACCUUGCAAUCACACUUUCAAGUGAUGAACCAAUAACACUUAAUGAUGGACAAUCAAUGACAAGACAACAACUUUUAUUGAAAACAAUUGAAUGUGAUCCGACAAUUUCCAUUACUUAUUCUAACCUGGCAAAUACACUUUCAGAUGAAGAAUCAAUAACACUUAAUGAUGGACAAUCAAUGACAAAACAACAACUAUGCCUGAAAUCAAUAGAAUGUGAUCCAGCAUAUUCAAUUUCAUAUUGUAUCCUUGCAAUGACACUUUCAAGAGGUGAAUCAAUCAUACUUAAUAAUGGACAGUCAAUGACUGAUAGGCAACUAUACUUGAAAUCAAUAGAGUGUGAUCCAACAUUUUCAGAUGCUUAUUCUAACCUGGCAGACACACUUUCAAGAGGUGAAUCAAUCACACUAAAUAAUGGACAAUCAAUGACACAACAACAACUAUACUUGAAAUCAAUAGAAUGUGAUCCAACAUAUUCAUAUUCAUACUCUAAUCUUGCAAAGACACUUUCAAGAGGUGAAUCAAUCAUACUUAAUGAUGGACAAUCAAUGACAGAACAACAACUAUACUUGAAAUCAAUAGAGUGUGAUCCAACCAAUUCCAAUUCAUAUAAUAACCUUGCAACGACGCUUUCAAGUGGUGAAUCAAUCAUACUUAAUGAUGGACAAUCAAUGACAGACCAACAACUAUACUUGAAAUCAAUAGAAUAUGAUCCAACCAAUUCUGAAUCAUAUUAUAACCUUGCAACUACACUUUCAAGAGGUGAAUCAAUCAUACUUAAUGAUGGACAAUCAAUGACAAGACAACAACUAUACUUGAAAGCAAUAGAAUGUGAUCCAACCAAUUCUGAAUCAUAUAAUAACCUUAUAAAUACACUUUCAGAUGGCGAAUCAAUCAAACUUAAUGAUGGACAAUCAAUGACAAAACAACAACUAUUAUUGAAAUCAAUAGAAUGCGAUUCAACUAAUUCAAUCUAUUAUUCGAACCUUGCUAUAAUGCUUUCAAGAGGUGAAUCAAUCACACUCAAUGAUGGACAGUCAAUGACAGAGCAACAACUACUCUUGAAAUCAAUUGAGUGCGAUCCGACCAAUUCCAAAUCAUAUAUUAGCCUUACAGAAACGCUUUUAAGUGGUGAAUCAAUCAUACUUAAUGAUGGACAAUCAAUGACAGAGCAACAACUAUACGCGAAAGCAAUAGAGUAUGAUCCAACAAAUUCUGAUUCAUAUUAUAACCUUGCAACUACACUAUCAAGAGGUGAGUCAAUCAUACUUAAUGAUGGACAAUCAAUGACAAGACAACAACUAUACUUGAAAGCAAUAGAGUGGGAUCCAAACGAUUCAAAUUCAUACUAUAACCUUGCAUUGAACCUUUCAAGUGAUGAAUCAAUCAUACUUCCAAAUGGACAAUCAAUGACAGAGCAACAACUAUACUUGAAAUCAAUAGAAUUGGAUCCAACCCAUUCAAAUUCAUAUCAUAAUCUUGGAAACACUCUUUCAAGUGGUGAAUCAAUCAUACUUAAUGAUGGACAAUCAAUGACUGACAGACAACUAUACUUGAAGUCAAUAGAAUAUGAUCCAACCCAUUCUGAUUCAUAUUCUAACCUUGCAGAUACGCUUUCAAGUGGUGAAUCAAUCAUACUUAAUGAUGGACAAUCAAUGACAGAACAACAACUAUACUUGAAAUCAAUAGAAUUGGGUCCAACCCAUUCAAAUUCAUAUCAUAAUCUUGGAAACACUCUUUCAAGAGGUGAAUCAAUCAUACUUAAUGAUGGACAAUCAAUGACAGAACAACAACUAUACUUGAAAUCAAUAGAGUAUGAUUCAACCCAUUCUGAUUCAUAUUAUAACCUUGCAACUACACUAUCAAGAGGUGAAUCAAUCAUACUUAAUGAUGGACAAUCAAUGACAAGACAACAACUAUACUUGAAAUCAAUAGAAUUGGACCCAACCCAUUCAAAUUCAUAUCAUAAUCUUGGAAACACUCUUUCAAGUGGUGAAUCAAUCAUACUUAAUGAUGGACAAUCAAUGACAAGACAACAACUAUACUUGAAAGCAAUAGAGUAUGGCUCAACUGAUUCCUUUAAUAUCCUUGCAGCGACACUUUUCAAUUGUGAAAUCAUCAUACUUCAUGAUGGCCAAACAUUGACUAAGCAGCAUCUAUACUUGAAAUCAAUAGAAUGUGAUCCAGAAGAUCCAGAUUCAUACUCUAAUCUUGCAAAGACACUCUCAAGAGGUGAAUCAAUUACACUUAUUGAUGGACAAUCAAUGACAAAACAACAACUAUUAUUGAAAUCAAUAGAAUAUGAUCCAACCAAUUUCAAAUCAUAUAUUAACCUUGCAACGACACUUUCAAAUGGUGAAUCAAUCACACUUCUAAAUGGACUAUCAAUGACAGAACAACAACUAUAUUUGAAAUCAAUAGAGUGUUAUCCUACCAAUUCAUUUUCGUACUCUAAGCUUGCAAUAUUACUUUCUAAUGGUGAAUCAAUCACACUUAAUGAUGGCCAAACAAUGACACGACAACAACUACUCUUGAAGCCAAUAGAAUAUAAUCCAACUAGUUCAGAUACAUAUUUUAACCUUGCAACGACGCUUUCAAGUGGUGAAUCAAUCACACUUAAUAAUGGACAAUCAAUGACUGACAGACAACUAUACUCGAAAGCUAUAGAAUUGGAUCCAACCCAUUCAAAUUCAUAUCAUAACCUUGCAACGACGCUUUCAAGUGGUGAAUCAAUCACACUUAAUAAUGGACAAUCAAUGACAGACAGACAACUAUACUUGAAAUCAAUAGAAUAUGAUCCAACCAAUUUCAAAUCAUAUUAUAUCCUUGCAAAUUCACUUUCAAGAGGUGAAUCAAUCAUUCUUAAUAAUGGAUUGUCAAUGACUACACAACAAUUAUACUUGAAAUCAAUAGAAUGUGAUCCGACCAAUGCCGAUUUAUAUAUAAGAAUUGGAUGUACACUUUCAAGUGGAGAGUCAAUCAUACUACCAAAUGGACAAACAAUGACACAACAACAGAUAUAUUUAAAAUCAGUAGAGUGUGGUCCAACAUAUUCAUAUUCAUAUUAUAACCUUGCAACCACACUCUCAGGUGAAGAAUCAAUCAUACUACCUAAUGGACAAUCAAUGACUGCGCGAAAACUAUACUUUAAAUCAAUAGAGUGUGAUCCAACAAAUUCCAAAUCAUAUACUAACCUUGCAACUAUACUUUCAAGUGGUGAAUCAACCAUACUUAAUAAUGGACAAUCUAUGACACAACAACAACUAUACUUGAAAUCAAUAGAAUGUGAUCCAACAUAUUACCAUCCAUACAUUGGCCUUGCAACAACACUUUCAAGAGGUGAAUCAAUCAUACUUCCAAAUGGACAAUCUAUGACACAACAACAACUAUACUUGAAAUCAAUAGAAUGCGAUCCAACAUAUUACCAUCCAUACAUUGUCCUUGCAACGACACUUUCGGACGGUGAAUCAAUUAUACUUCCAAAUGGACAAUCAAUGACAGAACAACAACUAUGUUGUAAAUCAAUAGAAUGUGAUCCAACCUAUCCAUAUUCUUAUAAUAUCCUUGCAACAACACUUUCAAAUGAUGAAUCAAUCAUACUUCCUAGCGGAAAAGCAAUGACAAAGAAACAACUAUUCUUAAAAUCAAUAGAAUGUGAUCCAACCAAUUCAGAUUCAUAUCAUAUACUUGCAAUUACACUAUCCCUACAUGAAACAAUCAGACUCCAGAAUCAUGUUCUAAUGACAAAACAACAACUAUUAUUGGAAUCACUAAGAUUAAAUCAAACACAAUCAUGGGCUUACCGAUCGAUUGGAUUAACACUUUUGAACAACAAACAAACAAUUACACUUCCAAAUGGACAACAAAUGUCAAGGAGACAACUACUUCAAAAAGCAAGAAUAAAUAAAAAAUAA
This is a messenger RNA of Heterostelium album PN500, 4491 nucleotides long. RefSeq lists its product as uncharacterized. Gene Ontology annotation, molecular function: protein N-acetylglucosaminyltransferase activity; protein binding. NCBI's taxonomy places the organism in Eukaryota, Evosea, Eumycetozoa, Acytosteliales, Acytosteliaceae. Gene Ontology annotation, biological process: protein O-linked glycosylation. The coding region runs from base 1 to 4491 and encodes 1496 amino acids. The transcript has a single exon. The record is from RefSeq and is a predicted model, not a curated record.